UCGGUUCCGGACGGUCCUGAAACAAACCAGAGUCAGGUCAGUUCGGCAGAGGAGGCGCUGCAAGCGAUGGGAUGGGCCGCUUCUUAACAUCCGCUCCCGACCAAUCAAAUCGAUCGAUCCGAUUCAAGCAGCCAAUCACAGCAGUGCAUUUCUCAUCACGUGACUACAGGACCGAACUUCAACAAGCAGAAAACAUGAACUGCCUCCAUGUUUUUACUUGUUUUAACCCAGCAGAACUUUUUACUGAUACCACGUGUUUCACCAGAGCUCUUCUGAAGUUCUGAUCACGGUUCUGACUGUUUGGACCUAAAGAAGUUCUGAUCACGGUUCUGACUGGAUCCGUUUGUUGUUGUUUUUUUACCCUCGUGAUAAAGUUAGCGGUUUAUCGGGGCUCGUGACAGAAAGUUAAACAGAGUCCGCUGACUCCGUAGAUCCAAAAUAACCGAAGCACGUGUUGGGUCAAUACUUUAUAUGCGCGCGCACGAGAGGUGCUCGCGGACAAGCAGGCGCGAGACGGUCGGGUUCGACGUUCAAGGAAACGGGUUCUGAUCUGAUGGAGCUGGAGGAGUCCGGGAUCGGGGAGGAGUGCGGUUUGUUCGGCUGCGUGUCUGCGGGAGAGUGGCCCACUCAUCUGGAGGUGGCCCAGGUCCUGACCCUGGGGCUGGUCGCCCUGCAGCACAGGGGUCAGGAAAGUGCUGGCUUUGUGACGAGUAAUGGAUCCAGCCCUGUCACAUACACAAGCCACAAGGUAAUGCGUCACGGUGUGGGCCUAUCCACCGGCUCAGACAGUGAGUUAAUCACUCAGCUGCUGGCUUUGACUCCGCCCAUGGAGGAACUGGACACACCUGACUGGGUUGCGAGAAUUAAGAACCUGAUGUCUGAAACUCCUACGUCGUACUCUCUGCUGAUCAUGUUCAAAGAUGUCAUCUAUGCGGUGCGUGACCCUUACGGAAACCGUCCCCUCUGCAUUGGAAGGCUCGUUCCCAUCUCCAAACUCCACAGUACAGGUGCAGAGGAGGAGGACACGGAGGGCUGGGUCGUGUCAUCAGAGUCCUGCAGCUUUCAGUCCAUUGGUGCCAAGUACUACAGGGAGGUCCUACCAGGAGAGAUUGUGCAGAUCUCCAAGCACGGAGUCCAGUCUUUGUGCAUCGUGCCCCGUCCUGAAGGAGACCUUCCUGCCUUCUGCAUUUUUGAAUAUGUGUAUUUUGCCAGACCAGACUCUAUUUUUGAAGGACAGAUGGUGUACACUGUGAGGCAGCGCUGUGGUCGGCAGUUGGCCAUCGAAGCUCCGACAGAUGCAGACGUGGUCAGCACUGUACCAGAGUCUGCCACACCUGCUGCUCUGGGCUACGCUCAGCAGUCUGGGCUUCCGUACACAGAGGUGCUGUGCAAGAACCGCUACGUGGGCAGAACAUUCAUUCAGCCCAACACUCGCUUGAGGCAACUCGGCGUGGCCAAGAAGUUUGGGGUUCUAACAGACAACUUUGCAGGGAAACGUGUGGUGCUGAUCGAUGACUCCAUCGUUCGAGGCAACACCAUUUCCCCCAUCAUCAAACUGCUGCGAGAAGCUGGAGCAACACAGGAGCGGACAGUGUUGAGUAUCUAACCGUGGAAGGCCUCAUAUCAGCCGUUCAGGAGGGAACCGCCUCCUUCCAGGACAAGAUCUGCUCUGGGAAGAUGGUGGGUCACUGCACCGCCUGCCUGACAGGGAAAUACCCUGUGGAGCUGGAGUGGUGACUCUUCUGACGUCUCAGUCCUGCUGUCUGCACCUGGACCUCGUCCACAGCCGUCCCUCUGCAGCUGGAGUUCAGCUCUGGUAUGGGCUGCCGUUUGUAAAGUUACACAGUCAAAAAUUACCACCAAUAUUUUUGUUUUAUUUAGCUUUUUAUAAGAAA
This is a messenger RNA of Austrofundulus limnaeus, 1895 nucleotides long. It is a transcript of the gene ppat, whose product is annotated as phosphoribosyl pyrophosphate amidotransferase. Gene Ontology annotation, biological process: purine nucleobase biosynthetic process. NCBI's taxonomy places the organism in Eukaryota, Metazoa, Chordata, Actinopteri, Cyprinodontiformes, Rivulidae. The record is from RefSeq and is a predicted model, not a curated record. Gene Ontology annotation, molecular function: amidophosphoribosyltransferase activity.